Molecule: messenger RNA, 2576 nt
Organism: Ailuropoda melanoleuca (giant panda)
Lineage: Eukaryota; Metazoa; Chordata; Mammalia; Carnivora; Ursidae
Product: beta-chimaerin
Exons: 6
Coding region: 645-1229 (194 amino acids)
Biological process (GO): regulation of GTPase activity
Molecular function (GO): GTPase activator activity
Source: RefSeq, a predicted model, not a curated record
UAUUUUCCUUCUGUGUCUGAAGGCUUUUCUUUUUUCUUUUUUUUUCUUUUUCCUACUUUCUUCUCUCUAAAACUCCCCGUGUUCUCCCUGAGUCCUCACCAUCCUUAAUAAUCAACAAGGGUCUUGGCAAUAUAAGGUGAGAAUUGUAGCAAAGGCCCUGGUCCUCUAGUCCGCUUCAAGUAGCAGGCAGUUCGCAGAGAGAAACAAUAAGGAACCAGAAUAGGAAACAAAUAGUAAACUAGAGAAAAUGGAGACAAAGCAAAUGACUAGAAUUAUCUCAGGGAGCUGGGAAGAGGAAAGCCAGAAUGUUAUUCUUCCUUUUUCAUAGAACAUGAAGCCAGGUCUGACGCGUGGGGGGCACCGGUGGGUGUUUGCGGAGCGAGGGAGCGAGGAGGCGAGUGAUGAAUAGAUGUGAGGGAACAUUUGGGUAUGCGUGGACACACUUGGUCCUGCCAACUCAACUAGCCCAGGGACGGCGGAGGAAGGAAGUGACAAAAGAAAACUCAGGAUACCCAUGUACCAAUGCAAAGCAAAUUGUCCACUGCAGACGUGAAAAUAUCCAAUGCACCGAAUGAGGAACAAUGUGACACUUGAGAAAGCUAAGAAGUUGCCUGCUAACCCGAACCAGUGCAUUUGUUUUUGAAAUGUGGUGCUUAUUUGCAAAUGCUGAAGAAUACCAGCCUCCGAUAUGGAAAUCAUACUUAUAUCAGUUACAGCAAGAGGCCCCUCGUCCCAAGAGGAUCAUUUGUCCUGGGGAGGUGGAGAACAGACCAAAAUAUUAUGGAAGAGAGUUUCACGGGAUCAUCUCCCGGGAGCAGGCAGACGAGCUUCUCGGAGGCGUGGAGGGCGCCUACAUUCUUAGAGAAAGCCAACGCCAGCCAGGAUGCUACACGUUAGCUCUAAGGUUUGGAAACCAGACUUUAAACUACAGGCUCUUCUAUGAUGGAAAACACUUCGUGGGCGAGAAGAGGUUUGAAUCAAUUCACGAUCUGGUCACAGAUGGCUUGAUAACACUGUACAUAGAAACAAAAGCUUCUGAAUACAUUUCCAAAAUGACAACAAACCCCAUUUAUGAACACAUUGGCUAUGCCACUCUACUGAGAGAAAAAGUAUCCAGGAGGCUGAGCAGGUCUAAAAAUGAAUCCAGAAAAACAAGCGUUACAAACGAAGAACACACAGCAGUUGAAAAGGUAAGCUACACAUGUGACAGAAACAGUCUCUGCUUUUAAUCUGUGCCGAACAACUGCAUGAUUAAGUAUGUAUGGGAUUGGCCAGAAUGUUGGAAGAGACCCCCCCCCCACCCAAAGAAAUCUAGAAUGUUCGGCUAGGAGGGACCUUCGAAAUCUUCCGGUUCAACGGGGGCCCAGAAAUGUGAAUUGAUUUGCUCAAACUCAUACAGUCAGAGCCAGGGCUCACAAGUAAUUACUUGUGGGUUUAUUUGGAGUUUGAAGAAAAAAAUAAAACUUUAUUAUUGUUUUAUGGUGAAAAUAGUCCUUGGUUUUAAUUCCAUUUGAGGCCUUACUGGCUGUCUCCAGGUCCACGUAGCUAUGCAAACAUGUGGUAUUUGUGUCUGCCUCUCUUCGGAUUGAGUGACCAUGUGUGACGCACAGGUCAGCCUGCUCCUGAAGGAGGUCUUCGCUAGAUAACAGCUUUUACUGACAGAUACGGGAGCAUCACUGGAGAGGCUGGCCAUCUCUGGGAGGCUUAAAAGACGGCUGUCCUUUGCCCCAAAGGAGGAGUUCUCAUGCCUCGCUGAGGAUUAGAAACUCCCAGGUGGGCGGUGCUCAAGCUGCAUGGGCGGUGGCAGGAUGUGGCGGGGAAAUCUGAUUUUCCUCUCCAGUAAGUUGCUGUUUGUUUGAAAGACACCACCACAGUUUGCUAGCAGAUUUUUUGGAUGUGCCCCUUCAGGAACCAUCUGCUUUGCCUGGUCCUGUAUGUUUUCCGCUGAAAGAAAGUGACAGCCAGUCCUACCGGUCAGCCCCCACUGAGUCUGUGCUGAGCCCAGUGUUGAAGGCAAGCUUGGACUGGGGCAGAUAUAAGUAGGUGUGGGGGCAGAAUGGUGGCCAACGCUCCUUCUGGUGAUCGCUAAUCCUCAAUUAAACCGGAACGGUGCCCCCAGACUCCCCUGUUGUCCAGUGUAAGCGUAAAGCAAAGGAACCUCAGGUUGACUGGCCCCCUUGGCUUUGGGACAGGGACACACCAGAAGUCACUGGAAUGGGGAGGAGGGCAGAGGCAGGCAGUGCGGUCCUGUUGGCAGAGACGGGCAUGAUCUUAAUUGAUUUGCUGAUUGGAUUUUAGAGCCUAGAACCUUCCCCAAAAUCACAUCAGCUGAGCAGCUGGCCCAUGAAAAAAUUAUUUGCCAUUUUCUCUUUUAUAACUCCAGUGUCUCCAAGGCACCUGUCAUUCUUUUACAAAUAAUUGAUUUGGGAAAUGGUGCAUUUUCUGAUGGUUUACAUUUUACCAAAAGGGAAGGAGGAGACAUGAGCCCCAACUUUCAGAGUUUGUUCUGGUCCAGGCAAAAGCCAUUCCUUAGUCUGUUUGUAAAAAUCUGUUCGAAAGUAAUUUAGAAUAGAAAA